This is a messenger RNA of Venustampulla echinocandica, 438 nucleotides long. RefSeq lists its product as uncharacterized. The coding region runs from base 1 to 438 and encodes 145 amino acids. Gene Ontology annotation, biological process: protein repair; response to oxidative stress. The record is from RefSeq and is a predicted model, not a curated record. The transcript is spliced from 2 exons. Gene Ontology annotation, molecular function: peptide-methionine (R)-S-oxide reductase activity. Lineage: Eukaryota; Fungi; Ascomycota; Leotiomycetes; Helotiales; Pleuroascaceae.
AUGUCUUAUCCCGUGCAGAAGAGCAACGAGGAGUGGCAGGCGGUGCUCAACAAAGAACAAUUUCGAGUCUUGAGAGAAAAAGGCACCGAGGCUCCCUUUACCGGGGAAUACGACAAGCACAUGCCGGAAUCUGGUGUCUACACCUGCGCCGGGUGCAACGCGCCUCUCUACAAAGCCAACCAUAAGUUCAAAUCUGGAUGCGGCUGGCCUGCAUAUUUUGACGGCAUCCCCGGUGCCAUUACUCGGCAUACUGAUAAUGCAUUUGGGAUGUCGAGGACAGAGAUCGUGUGCUCGAAUUGCGGCGGUCAUCUGGGACAUGUAUUCAAGGGCGAAGGAUACCAGACACCGACGGAUGAGAGGCAUUGCGUUAAUAGCAUUAGUCUGAAAUUCUCACCUGAGGAUAAGAGAACGGAAGAAUGCGCAAAGACCGAGGUGUGA